GGAGCCGGCCGCCGCUCCGCUCCGAUCGCUGGGGGGCGGGGUUUGUUGGGGGUGGGGGGGCGGGGGGGCUCAGAUAUGGAGGCAAAUGGGAGCCAAGGCACCUCGGGCAGCGCCAACGACUCCCAGCACGACCCCGGUAAAAUGUUUAUCGGUGGACUGAGCUGGCAGACCUCACCAGAUAGCCUUAGAGACUAUUUUAGCAAAUUUGGAGAAAUUAGAGAAUGUAUGGUCAUGAGAGAUCCCACUACGAAACGCUCCAGAGGCUUCGGUUUCGUCACGUUCGCAGACCCAGCAAGUGUAGAUAAAGUAUUAGGUCAGCCCCACCACGAGUUAGAUUCCAAGACGAUUGACCCCAAAGUUGCAUUUCCUCGUCGAGCGCAACCCAAGACGCCAGGGGCACCCCUUCCCCAGCCGUGACACCUAACCGUGUCUCCAGACAUUGUCAGAUGUCUCCUGGCGGACACAGUCACCUUUGGUUGCGAAUCACUGAUCUAGCCCCGCAGGUGGCUUCUGUGCAGGAAGAACGGGAAAGGUUUGUAUGCAAUUCUGAGGGUCUUUGGGUUUGAACCUGCACCAUGAAAUAUUCAUGGAAUUCAAGAGCAGGAAGGCACUCAGGCACGUGACCUGGGCCAGGCCAUGACCCGGGCAGUCCUCUCUGCGGUCAAGUGAAAAGGCAGAGAGAGGGAGGCUCCCCCAGGCCAGCCUCUCUGUGGAGCUUUUCUCGGAGACCUUUUUUUAAAAAAUUUAUAUAUUUAUUUAUUUAUUUAUUUAUUUUGGGCUGUGUUGGGUCUUCGUUUCUGUGCGAGGGCUUUCUCUAGUUGUGGCGAGCGGGGGCCGCUCUUCAUCGGGGCACGCGGGCCUCUCACUAUCGCGGCCUCUCCCGUUGCGGAGCACAGGCUCCAGACGCGCAGGCUCAGCAGCUGUGGCUCACGGGCCCAGUUGCUCCGCAGCAUGUGGGAUCCUCCCAGACCAGGGCUCGAACCCGUGUCCCCUGCAUUGGCAGGUGGAUUCUCAACCACUGCGCCACCAGGGAAGCCCCGCGGAGGCCUUCUUUGCAGAGGGACUUUGUGCUCGGGCUCCCGGCAGUCCCGCGUUUCGGGCCUCCAGGAGUUUGGUUACAAGCUUGUGAGUAGGAUCUGCCUUCUCAUCCUCUGCACAUGCACAUUCAUCACUCCGGAGUGGGCCCCACUGCAUGCACAAAAUGGACUUAUACUUGAAAUGAAUUCAUUAAAAAAAAAAAAAAAAGGUUCUCUUGCUAGGACUCCGCUGUUCUCUCUUUUCCCCUUUUAUUCUUCUCUGUCGUCUGUAAGAUGAGCCCUUAAGAGGGUGUCUGGUGAGAUUGGUUGGCCAGGGAUCUUACUAGGCCCUGAUUAAAGGCAGAUGAUCAAAUGGAAGUUGAAUGUUGCUGCCGUGCUUGUAAACAAGUCAGUUGUGUGCCAUAGAAUCCAUCACAGUUCCCUUGGUGAGAAGGAGGAGGGCC
This is a messenger RNA of Physeter macrocephalus (sperm whale), 1480 nucleotides long. Its product is annotated as RNA-binding protein Musashi homolog 2-like. Gene Ontology annotation, molecular function: mRNA binding. The transcript is spliced from 6 exons. Bases 76 to 417 code for a protein of 113 amino acids. Gene Ontology annotation, biological process: central nervous system development; regulation of translation. NCBI's taxonomy places the organism in Eukaryota, Metazoa, Chordata, Mammalia, Artiodactyla, Physeteridae. The record is from RefSeq and is a predicted model, not a curated record. Gene Ontology annotation, cellular component: cytoplasm.